UGGAACUACUUGUCGGGUCAAUCUGGUUAGGAUUUUUUUCAUGCAAAUCAAUAUGCAACUCAAAAUCUCUCAGCUCUUAUCUUUCUUCUUCUUCUUCUUCUUCUCUUUUGUACUCCUUCUGCAUCCUUAUUUAGCUGAAACAACUAACGAACAUGAAGAAGAAGAAGUCAGAAGAUCUCAAUUCCCAGAUGGCUUCCUCUUUGGAACAAGCACUUCAGCUUAUCAAAUUGAAGGAGCUUACCUUGAAGAUGGCAAGAGUCUCAACAACUGGGAUGUUUUCACUCAUAUUCCAGGCAACAUAAAGAAUAAUGAUAAUGGAGACAUAGCAGACGAUCAUUACCAUCAAUUCUUGGAAGAUAUUGAGUUGAUGCAGUCUCUAGGGGUAAAUGCAUACAGGUUCUCAAUCUCAUGGAGCAGAAUUUUGCCAAGGGGAAGAUUUGGUGAAGUGAACACAAGAGGGAUCACUUUCUACAAUAAUCUUAUAGACAAUCUCUUACUUAGGGGAAUUGAGCCAUUCCUGACAAUACAUCACAAUGAUAUCCCACAAGAGUUGGAGGACAGAUAUGGAUCAUGGCUUAGUCCUCUUAUGCAGGAAGAUUUUGUAUACUUUGCAGAAAUUUGUUUCAAGAGCUUUGGACAUAAAAUUAAGUACUGGACAACCUUAAACGAACCGAACUUAUUUGCAGACAUGGCCUAUAUAAGAGGACGGUACCCGCCAGGACACUGUUCACCACCUUUUGGCAACUGUUCCAGUGGCAAUUCUGAUGUAGAGCCUCUCGUUGCCAUGCAUAAUAUGAUAUUGGCUCAUGCUAAGGCGGUGAAGCUGUACCGCCAAAAUUUCCAGAGUAAGCAAGGUGGGCUGAUUAGUAUCGUGGCAAAUGCAAUGAUGUAUGAAGCGUUUAGAGAGAAUGAAGAUGAUCGGAAAGCUGUAAGCAGGGCACUGGCAUUUCAAGUGGCCUGGAUGUUAGAUCCAAUUGUCUACGGUGAUUAUCCUCCUGAAAUGCGUCAUUAUCUUGGAAGUACACUGCCAAGGUUUUCUCAGGAAGAGAUCAGCAUUGUAAAAGAAAGCAUAGAUUUAAUUGCCAUUAACCAUUAUACAACGUUAUAUGCCAAGGACUGCAUAAAUUCUGCUUGCAUCCCCGGCUCAGACCGUCCAGUCAAAGGCUUUGUUUACACCACAGGAGAAAGAGAUGGUGUUCUGAUCGGAGACCCGACUGCAAAUCCAGAUUUCUUUGUAGUUCCAAGAGGAAUGGAAAAGUUGAUCAACUAUGUGAAGGAAAGAUACAAUAACAUGCCAAUGAUUGUGACAGAAAAUGGAUUUGCGCCUGCUCCACAGCAGAAGCAACAAGAUCAGCAGGACUUGCUGCAGGAUUCUGAAAGAAUCAACUUUCAUAGAUCCUACCUUGCAGCUCUGGCUAAAGCCAUAAGAAAUGGAGCUGAUGUUCGUGGGUAUUUUGUGUGGAGCAUGAUGGACAACUUCGAAUGGGCCGAUGGUUACAGCUCGCAAUAUGGGCUUUACUAUGUUGAUCGCCGAACACUUGAGCGCAUACCAAAGCUUUCUGCUAAGUGGUAUAAAAAUUUCCUCGCAGUUGAUGCGUCUAGAAAUAGCAAAAAUAUCACAAGUAUUGUAUCAGAAAUUGCAAAAGUAGAAAUAUAAGAAUUAUGCAUGUAUAUUCAAAUGUUGUAUGGUUUAUUUCAGUAAUUUUUUUUAUUUUUUC
Manihot esculenta (cassava) is the source of this 1718-nucleotide messenger RNA. RefSeq names its product beta-glucosidase 18. The record is from RefSeq and is a predicted model, not a curated record. Gene Ontology annotation, molecular function: beta-glucosidase activity. Gene Ontology annotation, biological process: carbohydrate metabolic process. The coding region runs from base 41 to 1657 and encodes 538 amino acids. The transcript has 12 exons. Lineage: Eukaryota; Viridiplantae; Streptophyta; Magnoliopsida; Malpighiales; Euphorbiaceae.